Gossypium raimondii (Peruvian cotton) is the source of this 1232-nucleotide messenger RNA. RefSeq names its product trihelix transcription factor ENAP2. Gene Ontology annotation, molecular function: transcription cis-regulatory region binding. Lineage: Eukaryota; Viridiplantae; Streptophyta; Magnoliopsida; Malvales; Malvaceae. Gene Ontology annotation, cellular component: nucleus. The transcript has a single exon. The record is from RefSeq and is a predicted model, not a curated record. Bases 149 to 952 code for a protein of 267 amino acids.
AAAUGGAAGACAUAUUAGCCACCUAGCUCCACCGCCAGCCACCACCGUCAUCCUUCCCUCGCGCCGCCCCCCAAACCUUAAUAAUCAAAAUUUAAAGCCCCCAAUUCAAAAAGACCUCUUUGAAUUUUGAACCCCCAAGGCCUAAACUAUGUCUUAUGAUCCAUCGCCGGCGGCUAAGAAACCUCAAUCACUUCCUUGGACUCACCCAGAGACUCUCAACCUAAUCCAAGCCUACCAAGAAAAAUGGUACUCUCUCCAGCGCGGCCAACUCAAAGCCAACCAAUGGGAGGAGGUCGCCGUAACCGUCGCCACUCGCUGCGGCCUCUUCGAUGAUUCCGCAGCCAAAACUGCCCUCCAGUGCCGUCACAAGAUGGAGAAACUCCGCCGUCGCUACCGCUCCGAACGCCAAAACCUCGGCUCUGCUUCCCCUUGGCCUUACUACGACGCCAUGGAAGCUCUGGAGCAAGGGCCUUUGCCUAUCUCGGCUCGACCAUUGACUUCCAUUGUUCCAAACGGACAUGAAGCUGGGAACUACUACCAUAACGACGACGAAAACAACCCAAUCGAGGAAGAAGAAGAAGAUGACGAAGAACAUGAAGGAGGAAACCGGUUCAGCAAAAGCCGCAGCAUCAAUUACAUAUUGCGGCGGCCGAGUGUUGUGAACCGGUUUUCUGGGCUAAUGAAGAAAAGGGUUAGAACAGAAGAGGAAGGGGAUGGUGAUGCAGCAAUAACGGGAAAGGGGGAAGAAGACAAAGGAGUGGAACUAGCAAUGGAAAUUAGGAGAUUUGCAGACAGGUUUAUGAGGAUGGAAAGGAAAAAAAUGGAGAUAAUGCAUGAAACUGAAAGGUUGAGAAAGGAAAUGGAAAACAAAAGGAUUGAGAUGAUAUUGAACUCAGAGAAGAAAAUUGUGGAUGCCAUAUCAACCAGUUUGGGGUCACAAACAAAGGAGUGAAGGUGGAGCAAGAUUUGGGUUCUUCAAGAAACUUUCUUCUAUUGGAGCUUCAGGUUGUAUAGACUUAUUAGUGAUGGAACUGAACAUAAUUUUUGAACUGCAAUUGUUGAGAUUUUGCAUUUCUGCUCUCUCUGGUGCCUAACUCUUUUGAACAGUAUUUCUAGUCUGAUCACAUGAUUAAGCUUUGAAACUGUUUUUAUCUAGCAAUUGUUCUAGUGGGUUGUUUUCUUCUAUCUUUGGCUUUCAUUGAUGAAUGAUGAGCUUAAGGUCAUCCACAGUA